ACCCGAGGGGCCGGGCGGAGCGGGAGGAGGCGCCGGGCAGCGGGUGAGUGCGGCGGGCAGGAGGCGGCCAUGCCGUUCGUGGAGCUGGAGACCAGCCUGCCGGCUGAGCGGCUGCCAAAGGGACUGCCCUUAAAACUGUGCGAAACCACCGCCACCAUCCUGGGCAAACCGGCCGAGCGGGUGAACGUGACGGUGCGCAGCGGGAUGCCCAUGGUGCUGGCGGGCUCGGCCGAGCCCUGCGCACAGCUGCUCGUCUCGUCCAUCGGCGUGGUGGGCUCGGCGGAGCAGAACAAGCAGCACAGCGCCCGCUUCUUCGACUUCCUGACAGCGGAGCUGGGCCUCGGCCCCGAGCGGAUUGCCAUUCGCUUUUUCCCGCUGGAGCCCUGGCAGAUUGGCAAGAACAGAACAGUGAUGACUUUCCUGUGACCCUUCGAGCAGCCGUUUGGAACAAAGCAGUGAUGAAGACAACCCUGCUUCAUCGACCUUGUUUGCUCUUAGAUCAGUUCUAAUAGUUCUGCACCUUCACCUGUGUGAUUCUCUUCUGCUUUUGGAUGCUGUGCUUAUAAAGAGUGGGGCAUUCAGCUGUACCGUUGUCAUCAGAGUAAUUCAAAGUCCUUGUCUCGAGCCUUCCUUGUAGCACAGAAGCUCUGCAGGUGCCUCAGCCAUUAGUGAUCUGGAGAUGCAGAUUACCUGAUGCUUUGUAGUGCAGAAAGAUCCUCCUUUCUGUUUCUGUGUGGCUCCUGUUCUGAUUGAGAAGAACUGGAAGUAUUCCAUCAAACAUGGCUGGUUUUUCAGCUCCCUACCCUAUGUAGGGGGGCUGCUGUAGUUGUCCACAAGUGACUUAGGCAGAAUGCUGCCUGUGUGCUGUUGUGCUCAGAGCCUUAAAACUUGUUGCUGUUGCACUUUACUCCGAAGUCUUUUGGUAGGACCAGUAUGCUCCAUCACUUUAUAACUGGAACGUACACAGUGUUUCAUUAAAACAAAAGCACAGUAAGUGUUAUCUCAGCCUUUCACUGAUAACAAGAACAUGUACUGGCUUCCCUUUCACUUUUAGACUGCCAGGUGUCAGGCACAGAAGCACAGAGGACCUAAUUGCAUGCCCUUAAGAGCGAGGGAUCCAUGAAACGCAAGGCUGAAGUGUCUCCAUUCCUUUGUAAUUUUGAUUAGAUUUGUUGAUGUCUUGAGCUCACAAGCUAGUUGAAAAUAUCCCUUCUAAUUAUCACUUGAAUUUGGUUAUUCCUUAUGCAGCUUAAGUGUUAAGUGUUAAGCAUCCGUGUUAGCAGAAUCCCCCCCCCAGGGGGAACCUCACUGUCUGAUUAAUAAAAUGUAUCAAAGCCUCUUUU
Molecule: messenger RNA, 1343 nt
Organism: Coturnix japonica (Japanese quail)
Lineage: Eukaryota; Metazoa; Chordata; Aves; Galliformes; Phasianidae
Gene: DDT
Product: D-dopachrome tautomerase
Molecular function (GO): phenylpyruvate tautomerase activity
Source: RefSeq, a predicted model, not a curated record